UCACUGCUCAUCGUCUCUCUUCCUCUCAUCUCCGCAUUUCCCUCCUUCCUUAAGCUUUAAUACAUACCAAUAGCUUCAGAACCGUCCUGUAAUCACAUGUUCUGAUCUCCGCAUUUUCUGAUCAUUCUUCAUCAGCUCGAGAAUGGCAUCCCAUAUUGUUGGAUAUCCUCGUAUGGGCCCCAAGAGGGAGCUCAAAUUUGCCUUGGAAUCAUUCUGGGAUGGGAAGAGCAGUGCUGAGGAUUUGAAAAAAGUGUCUGCUGAUUUGAGAUCAUCCAUAUGGAAGCAGAUGACUGAUGCUGGUAUCAAGUACAUUCCUAGCAACACUUUCUCUUAUUAUGAUCAUGUGCUUGACACUACAGCCAUGCUCGGUGCUGUUCCCCCAAGAUACAAUUGGACAGGUGGUGAGAUUGGUUUCGACGUAUUUUUCUCCAUGGCCAGGGGAAAUGCCUCUGUGCCAGCUAUGGAGAUGACCAAGUGGUUUGACACCAACUAUCACUACAUUGUCCCUGAGUUGGGAUCUGAUGUUAACUUCUCCUACUCUUCACACAAGGCUGUUGAUGAAUACAAGGAAGCAAAGGCGCUCGGAGUAGAUACUGUCCCUGUCCUUGUAGGCCCCGUCUCUUACUUGUUGCUAUCGAAACCUGCAAAGGAUGUUGAUAAAUCAUUUUCUCUUCUUUCCCUUUUGAGCAAGAUUGUUCCCAUUUACAAGGAGGUUGUUGAGGAGCUAAAAGCUGCUGGUGCAUCAUGGAUUCAAUUUGAUGAACCCAUCCUUGUCAAGGAUCUUGACUCUCACAACUUGGAAGCAUUCACUUCUGCAUACACUGAACUGGAGUCUUCUCUGUCUGGCCUGAAUGUCCUUGUAGAGACAUACUUCGCUGAUGUUCCUGCCGAAGCAUUCAAAAUCUUAACCAGCUUAAAGGGUGUUUCUGGUUUUGGUUUUGAUCUUAUUCGUGGAACCCAGACACUUGAUUUGAUCAAGAAGGAUUUCCCAAAGGAAAAAUAUCUCUUUGCUGGUGUGGUUGAUGGAAGAAACAUAUGGGCCAAUGACCUUGCUGCUUCUCUCAGUGUCUUGGAGUCCCUUGAGGGCGUUGUUGGAAAAGAUAAACUUGUGGUGUCCACAUCCUGCUCACUUCUCCACACUGCUGUGGAUCUAGUGAAUGAGACCAAGCUUGAUGAUGAAAUAAAAUCAUGGAUGGCAUUUGCUGCUCAAAAGAUUGUGGAAGUGAAUGCUUUGGCUAAAGCAUUGGCUGACCAGAAAGAUGAGAGUUUUUUCUCUGCCAAUUCUUCGGCUCUAGCUUCCAGGAAAUCCUCCCCAAGAGUGAACAAUGAGGCAGUUCAGAAAGUUGCUGCUGGUCUUAAGGAAUCUGACCACAGACGAGCAACCAAUGUCAGUUCAAGAUUGGAUGCUCAACAAAAAAAGCUUAAUCUACCCGUCCUGCCUUCUACUACCAUCGGCUCUUUCCCUCAAACUGUGGAACUCAGAAAAGUACGCAGAGAAUACAAGGCCAACAAGGUUUCAGAGGACGAUUACAUCAAAGCUAUGAAGGAGGAGAUCAAUAAAGUUGUCAAGCUUCAAGAGGAGCUUGACAUUGAUGUCUUGGUUCACGGAGAGCCUGAGAGAAAUGAUAUGGUGGAGUACUUUGGUGAGCAGUUAUCUGGUUUUGCCUUUACUGUAAAUGGAUGGGUACAAUCCUAUGGUUCACGAUGUGUUAAGCCACCAGUCAUCUAUGGCGAUGUGAGCCGCCCCAAACCAAUGACCGUUUUCUGGUCCACCACAGCUCAGAGCAUGACUUCUCGUCCAAUGAAGGGAAUGCUUACUGGCCCUGUCACCAUCCUCAACUGGUCCUUUGUUCGUAAUGAUCAGCCUCGAUUUCAAACAUGCUACCAGAUUGCAUUGGCCAUCAAGGACGAAGUAGAGGAUCUUGAGAAGGCUGGAAUUACGGUUAUUCAAAUCGAUGAAGCUGCUCUUAGGGAAGGUUUGCCAUUAAGGAAAUCAGAGGAAGCUUUCUACCUUGAUUGGGCUGUUCAUUCUUUCAGGAUUACCAACUGUGGUGUCCAAGACACCACACAGAUCCACACCCACAUGUGCUAUUCAAAUUUCAACGACAUCAUUCAUUCAAUCAUCGACAUGGACGCGGACGUGAUCACCAUCGAGAACUCUCGUUCAGACGAGAAGCUGCUCUCCGUUUUUCGCGAGGGAGUGAAAUAUGGGGCUGGAAUCGGGCCAGGAGUGUACGAUAUUCACUCUCCAAGGAUCCCUUCAUCCGAGGAGAUUGCGGAUAGGAUCAACAAAAUGCUACAGGUUCUUGAAACCAACAUCUUGUGGGUCAAUCCAGAUUGCGGACUGAAGACCCGUAAAUAUGGGGAAGUAAAGCCAGCUCUUGAAAAUAUGGUUUCAGCUGCCAAAGCCAUCCGUAGCCAACUAAAAUGAUGAGUUCCCAUGCCCUUAAACUGAAAUAAUAAAUUUUGAAAUUUUUCUCUUGCUCUAUAUAAAAUAGUGUUAUAUUAGCCAUUUUUUCAUUAUUGCCUUUUUAAAGGCAUUCAUUCAUCUAUUCUUUCCCUGUUA
Impatiens glandulifera is the source of this 2566-nucleotide messenger RNA. RefSeq names its product 5-methyltetrahydropteroyltriglutamate--homocysteine methyltransferase-like. The coding region runs from base 143 to 2431 and encodes 762 amino acids. The transcript is spliced from 12 exons. NCBI's taxonomy places the organism in Eukaryota, Viridiplantae, Streptophyta, Magnoliopsida, Ericales, Balsaminaceae. Gene Ontology annotation, molecular function: zinc ion binding; 5-methyltetrahydropteroyltriglutamate-homocysteine S-methyltransferase activity. The record is from RefSeq and is a predicted model, not a curated record.